AUGUCUGAGCGUGGACGUGGUGGCUUUGGACGUGACCGUGGCCGUGGCCGCGUGCCUGUCACCUCGCUCGGUCGUCUCGUCAAGGACGGCAAGAUCAAGUCGAUGGAGGAGAUCUACCUGUUCUCGCUCCCCAUCAAGGAGUACCAGGUUGUGGACAUGCUCCUGCCCAAGCUUACGGAUGAGGUGAUGAAGAUCACGCCCGUUCAGAAGCAGACUCGUGCCGGUCAGCGCACCCGCUUCAAGGCGUUCGUGGCCAUUGGUGACUCGGACGGCCACCUGGGUCUCGGUGUCAAGUGCGCUAAGGAGGUGGCCACGGCCAUCCGCGGUGCCAUUAUCAUGGCCAAGCUCUCGAUCAUCCCUGUCCGCCGUGGCUACUGGGGUAGCGCCCUCGGUAAGCCCCACACGGUGCCGACCAAGGUGUCGGGCAAGACGGCGUCGGUUAUGUGCCGUCUUGUCCCCGCCCCCCGUGGUACGGGUAUUGUGGCCUCGCCGGCGCCGAAGCGUCUGCUUCAGCUCGCUGGUAUCGAGGACGUGUACACGCAGUCGAAGGGUCAGACCGCCACUAUGGGUAACUUCCUGAAGGCCACCUUCGAGGCCGUGUCGAAGACCUACGCGGUCCUUACGCCGGACCUCUGGCAGGAGGUGCCGGUCCCUCCGACGCCCUACGUGGAGCAUGCCACGCACCUUGCGCGUGCCGGCAAGAAGCUCCACUAA
Malassezia sympodialis ATCC 42132 is the source of this 714-nucleotide messenger RNA. RefSeq lists its product as uncharacterized. Lineage: Eukaryota; Fungi; Basidiomycota; Malasseziomycetes; Malasseziales; Malasseziaceae. Gene Ontology annotation, cellular component: ribosome; cytosolic small ribosomal subunit. Gene Ontology annotation, biological process: translation. The transcript has 2 exons. The record is from RefSeq and is a predicted model, not a curated record. Bases 1 to 714 code for a protein of 237 amino acids. Gene Ontology annotation, molecular function: structural constituent of ribosome; RNA binding.